This is a messenger RNA of Zalophus californianus (California sea lion), 3315 nucleotides long. RefSeq names its product DNA methyltransferase 3 like (gene DNMT3L). Lineage: Eukaryota; Metazoa; Chordata; Mammalia; Carnivora; Otariidae. The record is from RefSeq and is a predicted model, not a curated record. The transcript has 12 exons. The coding region runs from base 1 to 1329 and encodes 442 amino acids. Gene Ontology annotation, biological process: negative regulation of transcription by RNA polymerase II. Gene Ontology annotation, cellular component: nucleus. Gene Ontology annotation, molecular function: DNA binding; DNA (cytosine-5-)-methyltransferase activity, acting on CpG substrates; enzyme activator activity.
AUGGCCCUCUCACCCCGGGGGACCCUGAGUGUGGAGACCCUGGACCGCUCAGACUCUGACCUGCUGGACGAGGAGCCUUGGCAGGCCACCUGUGAAAUCCGGCUCCCAGGCAGAGGCCCACUGGCCACUCUCUCCCUCCGUACCUGCCCUUUCUCCCGGCGGGGUCUCCAUGUGGUUGUCCCAGUCCCGGAGCCGGACACAGAGCACAGCAUGGACGUCAUCCUGGUGGGCUCCAGCGAGCUGUCAGCGCCGGCUUCCCCCAGGCCCUGCAGAGAUCUUCUUGCAUAUGAAGUCAAGGUUAACCAGAGAGACAUAGAAGACAUGUGCAUCUGCUGUGGGAGCUUCCAGGUGCACACACAGCACCCUCUGUUUGAAGGGGGGAUGUGUGCUCCAUGCAAGGACAAGUUUCUGGACUGCCUCUUCCUGUACGACGAUGAUGGGUACCAGUCGUACUGUUCCAUCUGCUGCGCAGGAGAGACGCUGCUCAUCUGUGAAAACCCCGACUGCACCCGAUGCUACUGCUUCGAGUGUGUGGACACGCUGGUCGGCCCCGGGACCUCGGGGAAAGUUCAGGCCAUGAGCAACUGGGUGUGUUUCCUGUGCCUGCCCUUCCCCCGCAGCGGGCUCCUGCACAGGAGAAGGAAAUGGCGGGGCUGGCUGAAGGCCUUCUGUGACCGCGAGUCGGAGAAUCCCCUGGAGACGUAUAAAACAGUGCCCGUGUGGAAGAGAGAGCCGGUCCGGGUCCUGUCCCUUUUUGGGAACAUCCGGAGAGAGCUCGUGAGUUUGGGCUUCUUGGAGAGUGGUUCCGCCCCGGGAGGAUUGAAGCACUUGGACGAUGUCACAGAUGUUGUGAGGAGGGACGUGGAAGGAUGGGGCCCAUUUGACCUUGUGUACGGCUCCACACCCGCCCUUGGCCACGCUUGCGACCACCCUCCGGCGUGGUACCUGUUCCAGUUCCACCGCGUCCUGCAGUACGCGAGGCCCAGGCCAGGCAGCCAGCAGCCCUUCUUCUGGAUGUUCGUAGACAAUCUGGUGCUGAGCCAAGAUGACCAGACCGUAGCCACUCGCUUCCUGGAGGCCGACCCGGUGACCAUCCAGGACGUCUGCGGCCGGGCCGUCCAGAACGCCGUGCAUGUGUGGAGCAACAUCCCAGCUGUGAGAAGCAGGCACUCUGCCCCGGCUUCCCGCGAGGAAUUGACCCUGCUGGCUCAGGACAGGCAGAGAACAAAGCUCCCCGCCCAGGGGCCCGCCAAGCUGGUGAAGAAUUGUUUUCUCCCCCUGAGAGAAUAUUUCAAGUAUUUUUCAACAGGACUCACUUCCUCUUUAUAAAUGAUUUAUUUUACUAUGAAGAAGGAAAGACUUUUCUUAGAACCAGGCAACUUUCCUUACAUUGUUUCUUUUUUCCUUUCCAAAUUAUUAUUUUAUUUGCUUGACUUCGGAUUUCCCAAGGUUGCCACAGACAUGCGUUCCCUUUGGGUGUGGUGCUGCAGGGCCCUGGCCCUAUGGUGCCCUUCUGGGGAGGGGGGUGGGUGAAGUUCCCAGCCCCUGACCGGGGACACCACCCUGAUGUUAUGAAGCAUAUUUGCUGCUGAAAAUGUUUCCUGUGCCGGUUGAGAAGUUAAAAAUAUAUUUAUUGUGGUCGUUAUGGGUCACAUUCUCGUGUUUCUGUAAGGACAGCCUUUAUUGUAUCCUGUGGGACGUGGGACUGUGCAUGAGGAAGAUGAGCAGGACACAUUGUCCGGAGCGGGUGUGGCCCUCGCUCCCUGUGUGCUGGGCCGUGCUGGCCAUGGCUGUGCUGGCUCGUGACCGCCAUUGGCCGUGAUAAUGAAAACCACUCAGCCUGAUGAUAGCUGCGCGAAAUUGUAGAAUAUCACACUUGGGAAGCAAAGGGAGCACGGACUGAGCAGGCCGCGCGGAGGCCAGAUCCGCUCGCGAGGCACGAGCCCGCAGGUGCCCCUUACACCAGAGGGACUUGCUUGCAGAAGGCAGGAUCCCUGCUCACGCCGAGCCCAUCGCAGAGCUGGCUUCAGGUCACUCAUAAUGAAUCCUAAAGGGAUCUUUCCUGAUGAGCCGGAGAAUCCCCCCAGGGGUGUAGCUUAGACAGUUAACAGACACAGGUUGUCCGGGGGGGUCCCAGCAGGGGCAAGGAGCCCCCCCCCCCCCCCACGCCCCAGCCUGUGCUGGCGCUGGUAGUAGAAUAUGGUGAAAUCAGAUGGGUAAUUGUCCGGGAUGACCUGGGGAGGUCCUUAAUGUGAUCACAAAGGUCCUUAUCAGGGGAGGCAGAGGGAGACCUGACUUCAUACAGGGAAGGUCAUGACCCUGGAGAACGCGAAGCAGCGACAAACCAAGAAAGCUUGGGGCCACCGGGCGCAGAAGACCUCGGAAGGAUCUUCACCCAGAGCUCCUGAAGGAGCUGAUUCCAGACAUCCAGCCUCCAGAUCUUAGAGAGAGUACAUUUUUGUUGCUUUAAGAUGCCAAGCUUGUGGUGAUUUAGGGCUCCCCCAGGAAACAGACACACCUGCUAUAGGAGAAAAGAUGGGCUCCCCGGGACCAGGGAUCACACUGAGGGCUGCCCACAGGUCCCCUGUUCCGGGCUGUGCCGGACCCCCAGGGAGCUGCUCAGGACCGCCCAGGGGAAAGCCUGGGUCUCUAGCAUCAAAGCACAUGCCGCUCCCUUCCACGUCUGCACCGAGAACUCGGCAAUCCCCACCACCAAUACCCUUCCAGCUUGGUGCCCAGGGCGGCCUAGAUGUUCCUCCAGUGGGCUUCUGCCUCCACACCCUCUGACUGCCGGAGAAACAUGGUCACGGUCAAGGGGAAGAAAGGAAAACCUCUCAGCUGCAGGGAGCCUCCGAGGGCUGUUCUGUUUUUCCAUUUGUCUUAAAAUAACUCUGUGUUUGUGACCCACGGGCUAGCGUCCGUGUGAAUGUUUUAUACGUAUCAACUCACAAUAACCACAUAUGAACUCAGCUUUUUGAGGAAGGUGUUGUAACUAUUUCCACUUCACAAAUGGGAAAAUGCGAGCACAGAGGAGUUAAGUAACUUGCCCCAGGUCACACAGCUCCUGAGAAGCAGAGCUGGGAUGUGAAUAGAACAUGCAUUUAUCAGGCUGAGGUUCCUGGGGCUGGUCUUGGAGGUGCUCCUUCCCCCCACGGCCCCAAGCCUGGCUAGAAGGCCCCUUCCAGCCACCUGCAUCCCUGCCCCUUCUCUACCUGCUCAACAAACAGGAUGUUCCCUCGGUCCCCAUUCUGGACUGCCCUGGUAGCAGCACCUGGCCUGGGGCCUGGCACGAGGGGCUGCUGCCCAGGAAGCAGA